This is a messenger RNA of Orycteropus afer afer, 1770 nucleotides long. RefSeq names its product family with sequence similarity 151 member A (gene FAM151A). The record is from RefSeq and is a predicted model, not a curated record. The transcript has 8 exons. NCBI's taxonomy places the organism in Eukaryota, Metazoa, Chordata, Mammalia, Tubulidentata, Orycteropodidae. Bases 1 to 1770 code for a protein of 589 amino acids.
AUGGCCUGCAGGAAGAGGUGCUCAGAUACUCAGACCAAGUGGGCAAUUGCCGGCAGUUGCAGUGUGGCUCUGAUGUUCACCAUUGGGAUAGUCCUGAGCUUCACCCUACAGAGGCAGAUGCAGCCAGGCUGUGAGCCAGACACAGCCUGCCGCCCCGACGCAGACAUGCUGGACUAUCUUCUGAGCCUGGGUCAGAUCAGACUCCGGGACGGCCUGCUGGUCAGCUGGUACCAUGCUGCCAACAGCCAGGAGGAGAUGAGGGCUGCCCUAAAAAGUAAUGCCAUGGUCCUGGAGGCAGAUAUUAUAGUAGAAGGGCUCAAUACGGCCAAUGAGACGGGGGUCCCCAUCAUGGCACACCCCCCAGCCAUCUACAGUGACAACACGCUGCAGCAGUGGCUACAGACUGUGCUGGCCUCUUCCCAGAAGGGCAUCAAACUGGACUUCAAGAGCCUCAAGGCUGUAGGCCCCUCUCUGGACCUCCUGCGGUGGCACACAGAGAACGGGAGAGUCCGGAGGCCUGUGUGGAUCAACGCCGACAUCCUGAGGGGCCCCAAUGUGCCCAUCUCAGUCGAGGUCAAUGCCACAAGGUUCCUGGCCCUGGUCCAAGAGAAGUAUCCUGAGGCCACUCUGUCUCCUGGCUGGACCACACUCUACAUGCCUCUGACCCCAAACAGGACGUAUACACGUGCUAUGGUGGAGGAGAUGCAAGGACUGGUGGGAGUGCUGCCACAGAAAGUCACCUUCCCUGUGCGGGCUGUCAUGGUGCGGGCUGCCUGGCCACACUUCAGCUGGCUGCUGGGACAAUCUGAGAGGUACAGUCUGACGCUGUGGCAGGGUGCUUUGGAUCCUGUGUCAGUGGACGAUCUCCUCUACAUCCGGGACAACAGUGCCACCCACCAAAUCUACUAUGACCUCUUUGAGCCUGUUCUGUCCCAGUUCAAGCAGCUUGCUGCGAAUGCCACCCGGAAGCAAAUCUACUACACAGGGGGCAGCUUGAUCCCUCUCCUCCAACUCCCCGGGAGUGACGGUCUGGGUGUGGAGUGGCUGGUUCCUGGCAUCCAGGGCAAUGGAAGAACAGCAACAGUUAUACUCCCAGACAGAGAAGGCAUGAUCCUGCUGAACAUUGGUCUCCAGGAACCUGUAGCUGGGGACCCCGUGCCCGUCGUACAAGUCCCAGGGGGCUCUGUCCUGAUGCUGGAGUCAUGCCUGCUGCAGCUUGCCAUGCGCCCUGGACGCUGGGGCAUCCACUUGCACAUAAUAGAGCCCACAGCCCUCCAGCCAUCCCUGGCCAUGCUGGCCCACCUCUCUACCCUGGGCCACCUGCUUCGUCCUGUGUGGGUCGGGGCCACACUCUCCCAUGGAAGUUUUGAAGUCCCUGGCCGCAUGGCCGGCAGGGAGUUUCUUACAGCCGUGGCUGAGGUCUUCCCCCACGUGACCAUGGCCCCAGGCUGGCCUGAGGAGGUGCUGGGCAGUGGCUAUGGGGAACAGCUGGUCACAGACAUGCUGGAGCUGUUCCAGGGGCUCUGGCAACCUGUGUCCUUCCAGCUGCAGGCAGGGCUGCUGGGCCAGAGCAUGGCUGGAGCUGUGACAAGGCUGCUGGCAGCCUCCCCCCGGGCCACGAUCACAGUGGAGCAUAGCCCUGCCAGGGGCAACUAUGCAGCUGUGCGGGAAGGGCUGCUGGCAGCCAGGGCAGUGGACAAAACCCGGGUCUACUACAGGCUGCCCCAGGAUUUCCGAGGGGACUUGCUGGCAGAUGUUGGCAGAAACUGA